Molecule: messenger RNA, 654 nt
Organism: Candida dubliniensis CD36
Lineage: Eukaryota; Fungi; Ascomycota; Pichiomycetes; Serinales; Debaryomycetaceae
Product: gamma-glutamylcyclotransferase
Exons: 1
Coding region: 1-654 (217 amino acids)
Biological process (GO): glutathione catabolic process
Cellular component (GO): cytoplasm
Molecular function (GO): gamma-glutamylcyclotransferase activity; glutathione specific gamma-glutamylcyclotransferase activity
Source: RefSeq, a predicted model, not a curated record
AUGACACACCCACAGGGAAUGUGGAUCAUAGGAUACGGAUCGUUAAUCUUUAAACCACCGCCACACGUAUCACUCAAAGUCACAGGCUACUUGAAAGGAUUUAUUCGCAGAUUCUGGCAGAGCUCAAUAGACCAUAGAGGAACUCCCGAGUACCCCGGCAGAGUCGUUACCCUCCUUUCCCUAGACGAUCUACACUCAAACAACAAGUUCCAUGACGAGUGGGUAUCCCCAGAAGAUUUACGUGUUUAUGGAGUGGCCUACUACAUCGAGCCACAACACGUCGAAGAAGUGAAACAGUACCUUGACAUUAGAGAGCAAAACGGGUACACCUCCCACAAAGUGGCCUUCUAUGUGCUGGACAAGUCUGUAUCCAUGUUUACCGACAAAGAAGGGGACUACAUUGAAAGCAAUAUCUACAUUGGCAAAGUCGACAACGAGGCAUUUGUGGGCCCUGAAUCAUUAGAAGAGACUGCACACGUCAUUAGAAAGGCAGUUGGCCCCAGCGGCCUUAACAUAGACUACCUCACCAACUUGGUCCACUCAAUCAAAGACUUUGGUAUUAGAGAUCACUAUUUAGAAAACCUAUACACACUAGCUAGCUCAAGUCCCGAUAAUUCAACGCUGCCGAUUCCAAAACCAGCGCCACCUUAUUAA